AUGCUUGGUGCGAAAUCUGUCGAGGAAGUCGUUGGCAUUCUUGAAGAACACAAGAAAGGCUUCAAGGUGUUUCGCGCCCAUGGCGAGAACGCCCGUGCUGUUGUGGCACCGAUCGUCACCCCCACGAAACUGUUCAUCGAUGCUGUUGGCGAGAUAGCUGCAGCUUCGAGUAUCGUGCCCGGCAGCAAGGCAAUUUUUGCGGCAUUCGGUGUCCUUCUAGGGGCAGCUGAGAAGGUGAGCAAACGCCUCGAUGCGCUCGAGGGACUUCUGUCGAGGCUCGGAGGGGUCCUUAGUCGGCUUCGCAAUCACCUGCGAUCACACUCGAAGCUUAGCGUCGAGCUGGAAAACAUCUUCGUUAGCGCGCUCGUCCAGCUGCUUAACGUGCUCGCCAUCUGCACGCAAUACGUCAGAAAGCGGACAUCAUGGCGUAGUGCAAUCUUGAAGCGCAUGAGGGACUACGGCCGAGCCCUCCUUGGGGACAAGAAUGUCAAAGAGGCCCUCGAGAAGCUGGACGACCUCACGAGAGAGGAGAUUUUGGCCAACACGGCUCAGAUGCUUGACAUGGCGCAAGGAAUAGCCGCCCAGGUCGAUGUGGUUGGCGGCGGCGUUGUGGAAAUAAAGGACAAUGUAAAGGCUGUGAGCAAUGAUGUGGCGGAUCUGCGAGUCAUUGCAGUCGAAUCUCAUAAUCUGCGUCUUGACAAGGACAUCCGUGAUUGGCUAGCUCCCCCUGACCCGGGUCGGAAUCACGAAGAACGACGAACUUCGCAUCUGGACGGCACAUGCACAUGGUUCUUCGAUAGCAAGUUUGAGGAAUGGAAGGAUAGUAAGAAUGGUGUGUACUGGAUCUAUGGCAAUCCCAUGGAUAGAUAUCCUGCUCAUCAGCUCAGGCUCCAUGAUGCCGACGCACACACUCGUGACUUGGUCACCUAUGUAUCCCAUGGCCUUGCCAAGGACGACUACUCAAGCUGGCCACUUAACAUCAAGGAGCUUGCUCAGAAAGAACUUGUGUCAAAUGCAAGUGGCAUGUUCCUGUGGGUCAACCUGCAGCUUGAUAUGCUACGCAGCUGUCCUCCUGGAGAUGUUCAAAAGGCUCUAACUGAGCUUCCCAAGACAAUCUAUUAA
Molecule: messenger RNA, 1122 nt
Organism: Phanerochaete carnosa HHB-10118-sp
Lineage: Eukaryota; Fungi; Basidiomycota; Agaricomycetes; Polyporales; Phanerochaetaceae
Exons: 8
Coding region: 1-1122 (373 amino acids)
Source: RefSeq, a predicted model, not a curated record